AUGGCUACCAACUCAGCAAUGUACGCAUCCUCACGGCGGAGGCAAUCACCAUCACUGGAGGCGUUUCUAUCACCAGUUGAUCUCUCCAACGUCCCUCUCAUUCAAACCCUAUCUUCAAUCUCAUCAGAAAUCGUCUCUUGCUUCAGAAACGUACGUUUCUCCUUCCAACAAAGAAACUCACGUUCCCUGAUACGUAAACUCCAAGUCUUUACCGUCUUGUUCCAACACCUCGCAGAAGAUUCAAGCUUGAGUCCCACGGAAACGUUGUGCUUCAAGGAGCUUUAUCUUCUCCUCCAUCACUCCAAGUUCCUCCUCCGCUACUGCUCUCACUCCUCUAAGCUAUGGCUCUUGCUUCAAAGCCCUUCUCUUUCAAGCUUCUUCCAUGACCUGAGUAAAGACUAUUCCACCCUCUUAGAUAUCCUCCCCGUUGAUAGUCUCUGCCUUAGCCACGACGUUAGAGAGCAAGUCAAGCUCUUGCACAAACACUCAUCAUCAAGACUCUUCGUUGAUGAUAGCGACGAGACGCUACGUAACAGACUCUACACGUUUCUCAACGAGUUUGAGAACGGGAGUGUACCAAACUCAGAAGAGCUAAGCUUCUUCUUCUUUGAGAAACUUGGGAUUAAAGAUCCUAUAAGCUACAAAAGUGAGAUAGAGUUUCUUGAAGAACAGAUCAAGAGCCACGGUUGUGACUUGGAACCUACGAGAUCAGUGAUUAACGGUUUUAUAGAUAUCACACGGUACGUCAUGUUUCUCUUAUUCAAGAUUCAAGAUGGUGACGAGUGGAGCGUUGACAACAUCAAGAAACAGAGGACAAGUUUGAUCUCUGAGGAGAUUGAGAACACGUUUACAACGCUUCCACAGGAUUUCACUUGCUCCAUCUCUCUCAGUCUCAUGAACGAUCCUGUGAUCGUUUCCACUGGGCAGACUUAUGAACGUAGCUCUAUCGCUAGGUGGAUUCAAGAAGGAAACUCUACUUGUCCUAAAACAGGACAGAAGCUUGUAGACUUGUCUGUUGUUCCUAAUCUAGCUUUGAGACAGUUGAUAACACUUUGGUGUGAAGUUACUGGUUCAUCUCAUGACUCACCUAAAGAGUCUCUCCCUAAGGAGUUUCAAACAAGAGCUUCAACGGAAGCAAAGAGAGCUACUGUAUCGAUUCUUGUACAGAACCUAGCAGACGGGUCAGAGUUAGCUGCAAGAGAGAUCCGUUUUCUAUCUAGAACAGCAACGGAAACACGUAGGUUUAUUGUGGAAGCAGGUGCAAUCCCUCACUUGCGUAGGCUUCUCAAAUCAGAAGAUGCUCUUGCGCAAGAGAACGCAGUUACAUCCAUCUUUAACUUAUCUCUGGACGAGGAAAACAAGAGUCUGAUCAUGGAAGAACACUCUUGUCUUGAGCCGAUAAUGAGCGUUCUCGUCUCUGGUCUUACAUCGAAAGCCAAGGAGAUGGCAGCAGGUACAUUGUACACUCUUUCAUUGGUACAUGAUUACAAGAAAACGAUAGCAAACGCUGAUGGCUGCAUCGAGUCGCUUGCGUUGGUGCUGCAGAAAGGAACGGUGAGAGGGAAGAAAGAUGCUGUCUACGCUUUACAUAACUUAUGGUUACAUCCUGAUAACUGCAGCUUGAUGGUGAACCAGGGAGGAGUGUCUGCGCUCGUGGGAGCUUUGGGGGAUGAAGCUGUGGCGGAGAAAGUUGCGGCAGUGUUGGGAGUAGUAGCAAAUCUACAGUUAGGAGCAGAGAGUAUAGGGAGAGAGGAGUCAGUUGUGAAUGGGCUCAUGGAAGUGAUGAGAUGUGGAACACCUAAAGGCAAAGAAAAAGCUAUUGCGACAUUGUUGCAACUCUGCACAACCGGUGGAGCUGUUGUGGUGGAGAAGGCUGUGAAAACACCGGCUCUUGCGGUCUUGACGCGUAAGCUUUUGCUCACGGGUACAGAGCGAGCCAAGAGGAAAGCCAUUUCACUCUCUGAGGUCUGUAAUGGGUGCGACCAAAACAAGCAGAGAUAA
Molecule: messenger RNA, 2001 nt
Organism: Eruca vesicaria subsp. sativa (arugula)
Lineage: Eukaryota; Viridiplantae; Streptophyta; Magnoliopsida; Brassicales; Brassicaceae
Source: the annotation of a GenBank genome assembly